AUGGCUACAGUUUAUGCCGGGGAUAGUGGUAAUGACCCACCACGUAAAUGGUGGGUGCGGAAAAUUUGGUGCUGCACCGGUAGUGGUGCAUCUAAAAAAGGGAGGGGGAAGAACCAGACACUAAACCUGAAGAAAAAGUUUCAAGAAAAAGGUUGGUUUUGGGUUGAUUUUGACAUGAAAGUGUUGAAGACGUGGCACGCGGUGGGGGAAUCAGGGUCUAUGUUUAAGAGCUAUAUAGGGACAUUGGUUCGUGGUAGUGGGGUCCCCAUGACUUAUGACUCAUCGUCGGAUGUGCCCACGCAAGAUAAGGCCUUCCUAAUUCCAGCCUUAAACGAGCGGUUCCUAUUGGAUCCCUUCAUCAAUUUGGACCCCAAUGAGGUCAUGUGGAAAGCAUUUGAGCGCAUGAUCAACGCUGAUGCGCAACAUAUGUAUCGGAACUGGAAAAACGGAUUCAAGAAAACCCACUUCGAUAAUAAGGGGAUUCCAAAAGGGUUGGGCUUGUCGGAGAUAGCACUACGUAGCUUUAACAACCAUGCAGAUAUACUGAAGAUGAAUCCCUGUAGCUAUGCUUUUGUGGUGGAAGAAGGAAAGUACAACUUUUCUUCCACUGAUUUUAUUAAUUUUGGAGGUAAGAGUAAGAUGAUGCCACGGUUACUUGACUGGGCCGUUGGAAACAAGACUUGUGACGAGGUUGAUGAAGCAGCCGAUGAUUUCUUAUGCAAAGGAGAAAAUCAAGAAUGCGAUCAAGAAUAUGCUGGUCCUGGAUAUCGUUGUCGUUGCAAGCAGGGUUACGAUGGGAAUCCUUAUAUCAAAGAUAACUGCACAAAUGUUAAUGAGUGUGAAGCCGGAACUCAUAAUUGCAAAGAUAAAUGCAUUGAUAAUGAAGGAGGUUAUACGUGCCCUUGUCCAAACGAUCAACCUGGAGAAUAUAGGAAUGAUAACAAUACUUGCACUACAAAUAAAAUACCCAUUAUGGAGAUUUCCAUAGGUACCUUAGUUGGUGGCUUAUUUCUACUUUUACUCUUUACCUGGAUAUACUUGGGACUUAAAAGGCGUAAGAAUUUGAUUCGCAAAGAAAAGUUUUUUAAGAAAAAUGGUGGAAUAAUGUUGCAACAAAGAGUUUCUGAUAAUGAAGGUUCUCAUAUUCAAGCUAAACUCUUCACAGUAGAGGAGCUUGAGAAGGCAACCAACAAGUAUGAUCAGAGCAGAAUUAUUGGAAAGGGUGGUUUUGGCACAGUAUAUAAAGGAGUUUUACCUGAUGACAGAAUAGUUGCCAUAAAGAAGUCAAAGAUAGUAGAUCAAACCGAAACCCAAGUUGAGCAAUUUAUAAAUGAAGUGUUUAUCCUUUCCCAAGUCAAUCACAGAAAUGUGGUGAAGCUGAUUGGUUGCUGCCUGGAAACAGAAGUUCCUUCAUUGGUUUACGAAUUUAUUCCAAAUGGCACCCUCUUUGAUCACAUCCACAACGAAUACAAGUCGAAGGCUAUUUCUUGGGAUAUUCGACUAAGAAUAGCAACAGAGACAGCUGGAGCACUUUCAUAUUUACACUCUGCAGCGUCUGUCCCAAUUAUUCACCGAGAUGUCAAAUCGAUGAAUAUACUUAUUGAUAGUAGCUAUGUAGCAAAAGUAGCUGAUUUUGGAGCGUCAAGGCUAAUUCCUAUGGAUCAGAAGGAAUUAGCAACAAUGGUGCAAGGAACACUAGGUUACUUAGAUCCUGAGUACUUUCACACAAGUCAACUGACUGAAAAAAGCGAUGUUUAUAGUUUCGGGGUAGUACUGGUGGAAAUUCUAACCGGAAAGAAGAUUAUUAACUUCGAUAGGCCAGAGAAACGAAGGAAUUUAAUCAAACUUUUUAUCGCUUCUUUAGAAAAUGAGACUCUAUUAGAGGUUCUUGAUAAAAACUUGCAACUAAAGGAAGUUCCUCACGAUAUUAUCCUAGUUUCAAGGCUUGCACAAAGAUGCUUACAACUUAAAGGAGAUGAAAGGCCUACCAUGAAAGAAGUGGCAUUAGAGCUCGAAGGAAUAUCGGCAUCAGUGAUUGACAAACAUCCAUGGGUGAAAAGUACUUCAAAUGAAGAAGUAACUGAAUAUUUGCUUAACGCACCAAGCGAAGACUCUCAAGACCCUAACACUGAUACAAGCCCGAUAGCUUUUUAUAGUAUAAUUAAGCCUAAGAUAAUGUCGAUGCUUAGUGGUAGAUAUAAGUAGGGGCUGGGAUCUUUGGUUAAUUUGUUGCAAUUAGGAAUAACCAGCCAGAGUCUGUUGAGAAUAAUUCAAAGGUUACUUUUGCACGUGUUUGUUUUUUAAUAAUAAUGUACUUCCUGGUCUAUAGGAUAGUACCUAGUUUUUAGCAGUCAUGGGUAGAAGUGGUUUAGUGGUUUGCUUUUUAUUUGCUUACCGUUGUACUCAACUGCUAUAUAUAUGGCAACUUUAUCAUUGAAUAAGAUUAUCAAGUUUUCUGGUC
This is a messenger RNA of Erigeron canadensis, 2461 nucleotides long. Its product is annotated as wall-associated receptor kinase 2-like. NCBI's taxonomy places the organism in Eukaryota, Viridiplantae, Streptophyta, Magnoliopsida, Asterales, Asteraceae. The coding region runs from base 1 to 2205 and encodes 734 amino acids. The record is from RefSeq and is a predicted model, not a curated record. Gene Ontology annotation, biological process: protein phosphorylation; cell surface receptor signaling pathway. The transcript has 6 exons. Gene Ontology annotation, molecular function: calcium ion binding; ATP binding; protein serine/threonine kinase activity. Gene Ontology annotation, cellular component: plasma membrane.